Messenger RNA from Ochotona curzoniae (black-lipped pika), 4065 nucleotides. RefSeq names its product ankyrin repeat domain 13C (gene ANKRD13C). The coding region runs from base 318 to 1955 and encodes 545 amino acids. NCBI's taxonomy places the organism in Eukaryota, Metazoa, Chordata, Mammalia, Lagomorpha, Ochotonidae. The transcript is spliced from 13 exons. Gene Ontology annotation, cellular component: cytoplasm. The record is from RefSeq and is a predicted model, not a curated record. Gene Ontology annotation, molecular function: protein binding.
GCCAGGGGAAGAUGGCCGUGCCGUGCUGUCGGCUGUGAGGCAGUGGCGGCGACUGCGGCUGCUGGGACCGGGAGUCGAGGGGUCGAGGGCCGCUGAGCUCCAGCUCCAGCCGAGCGCGCGCGUGUCCCGCCGUCCCCGGGCGGGAGCCGGCCCCAGUCGGCGGGAGAUGCGUGUGUCCCGGGCUCGGCCGCGCUCCGGGAGUUCAUGCGGCGCUGGAGGCUCCUGGCCGGCGCACUAAUCGCCUUUUGCCGCCGCAGAGCCAGCUCCGUCUCCCGCGGUGAGCCUCCCGGAUCCCCUUGCUGUCUCUGGUGGCGGCGAUGACCGGAGAGAAGAUCCGCUCGCUGCGGAGGGACCACAAGCCCAGCAAAGAAGAGGGGGACCUGCUUGAGCCCGGGGAUGAGGAAGCGACGGCUGCCCUCGGCGGCACUUUCACGGGAGGCAGGCUUGGCACGGGCGGCGGCAAGGGCAGCAAAGCCUGCCAUAAGAUUUUCAGUAACCAUCACCACCGGUUGCAGCUGAAGGCAGCCCCGGCCUCUUGCAACCCCUCGGGCGCCCCGACUCUGCCUUCGCACAAUUCCUCCGUGACUGCCACCUCCCCAUCCCAGGCUCUUGUGGCCAGCACGAGCCCCAUCGCUGUCGUCGCAGACGGAGGCGGUUGCCCCGCACACUAUCCGGUGCACGAGUGCGUCUUCAAGGGGGAUGUGAGGAGAUUGUCCUCUCUCAUCCGCACACAUAAUAUCGGGCAGAAAGAUAAUCACGGAAAUACUCCUUUACAUCUUGCUGUGAUGUUAGGAAAUAAAGAAUGUGCCCAUUUACUUUUGGCUCACAAUGCUCCGGUAAAGGUGAAAAAUGCUCAGGGAUGGAGCCCUCUGGCAGAAGCCAUCAGCUAUGGAGACAGACAGAUGAUUACAGCUCUUCUAAGAAAACUUAAGCAGCAGUCCAGGGAAAGUGUUGAAGAAAAACGACCUCGAUUAUUAAAAGCCCUGAAAGAGCUAGGUGACUUUUAUCUAGAACUUCACUGGGAUUUUCAAAGCUGGGUGCCUUUACUUUCCCGAAUUCUGCCUUCUGAUGCAUGUAAAAUAUAUAAACAAGGUAUCAAUAUCAGGCUUGACACAACUCUCAUAGACUUUACUGACAUGAAGUGCCAACGAGGGGAUUUAAGCUUCAUUUUCAACGGGGAUGCAGCACCCUCUGAAUCUUUUGUAGUAUUAGACAAUGAACAAAAAGUGUAUCAGCGAAUACAUCACGAGGAAUCAGAAAUGGAAACAGAAGAAGAGGUUGACAUUUUAAUGAGCAGUGACAUUUACUCUGCAACUUUAUCAACCAAAUCAAUUUCUUUCACACGUGCCCAAACUGGAUGGCUUUUUCGGGAAGAUAAAACAGAAAGAGUGGGAAAAUUUUUGGCGGAUUUUUAUCUAGUGAAUGGACUUGUGUUAGAAUCAAGAAAAAGAAGAGAACAUCUCAGUGAAGAAGAUAUCCUUCGAAAUAAGGCCAUCAUGGAGAGUUUGAGUAAAGGUGGAAACAUAAUGGAACAGAAUUUUGAGCCAGUUCGAAGACAAUCCCUUACCCCACCUCCUCAGAACACUAUUACAUGGGAAGAAUAUAUAUCUGCUGAAAAUGGAAAAGCUCCUCAUCUGGGUAGAGAACUCGUGUGCAAGGAGAGUAAGAAGACAUUUAAAGCCACGAUAGCCAUGAGCCAGGAAUUCCCCUUAGGAAUUGAAUUAUUAUUGAAUGUUUUAGAAGUAAUAGCUCCCUUCAAGCACUUUAACAAGCUUAGAGAAUUUGUUCAGAUGAAGCUGCCACCAGGCUUUCCUGUAAAAUUAGAUAUACCUGUGUUUCCCACGAUCACAGCCACUGUGACUUUUCAGGAGUUUCGAUAUGAUGAAUUUGAUGGCUCCAUCUUUACUAUACCUGAUGACUACAAGGAAGACCCAAGCCGUUUUCCUGAUCUUUAACUCGCUGAAAAAUGAUACCACCUACCCAGGAAGAAAACUGCAGAGAAGCCACAAGUGAAUCUAAACAGAAGGGACAAAUGCUUUCACCGAAGAAAAGGGAAUUCAUUACACACUGGACUGCCACAUCAGUGACAUGAUAGCGGACACGGGCCCCUCAUAAGAAUUCAGCAAGUUUUCUGAUGUGCCAUUUUUGGUCUUUUUGAAAAUACAGUUAUUAUAAGCUUAAUAGUUUGACACUGUAAUGACCCCAAGACCUUCGUAUGUAAAGCAGCUAUGAGUGCUGUGAUUUGUUUUUAAACAUUUUUACACUUCCUUCUUGUUGAAAUAUAUAUGCAUAUAAAUAUAUCUAUAUCUAUACCUAAAACACUCCUGGACCAUUAACAUAAAUUAAUGUCUUAAGAGAUAUGAAGCCCUUUUAAACUUGUCAUCUUAUAUUCAAGGUGACAUUUAUAAAUAUUCCUUCCAGCUUUGUUUUCAUAAAAUGUAAACUAUGUAACAUUAUGUAUAGUUCAGUAAUUUGAAUGUUUGUUCAAUAUAAUGAACUAGAAGGAAUGCAGAUUUCUGUAGACGAAUGAACCAAAUGGCAACCAUUAAACAAUUGCAUUUCUAUGUUGCAAUACAUUUCAGAAGGAGCGUUCACUCUGCAGGGAAUAAGGUACCUCCUUUAGCACCUGAGUGCAAUUCAUUGUGGUGCUAUUUGUUUUUACCUGAAUUCUUUCUUCAAUGGAAAAUGUUUGUUACUAAUCUUUCUUUCAUAGAACCUCUAUUUUUUUCCUACUCCUGAGUUCAGAGUCCUUGUUAUGUUCAUGAUAAGGUACGGUUGGCAUGCUUACAGAAAGUCCUCUUUCAAAUUGCACCACUUUCAAACAAAUCCAAAAUUUUAAACUUGCUUCCUAAUAAGUACAGAUUGGUCUAAUUAUUUAGUUUGUUUUUAGUGGAAUAUGGAUGCACUAAUAUCAGUUUUAAAAACAGCAUACAUAUUUUGGACAACCCUACGUAACACAUUUGAAGAUUUCAAAAUAAGGUAAUAACAUUUUAUAUGCUAACAAACUAUAUUUGUAACAAGUUAAAGUCCAGAAGCAUAUAUGAGAAUGAUGAUACCUAUUGCUUAUUUUUUUUAAGUCACAGGGAAAUAUUUAUGGAUUUUAAUUAUCUCCAAUAUCUCAAAAUCAUGUAUUACUCACUUUUACAACUUAAAAUUUUUCAUAUUUAUUCCAAAAUGGUUUGAAGGUCCAAGAAUGAAAAUAAAUUAGGGGGAAUAAUGUUUAACAGUUAUAAAGUGUCAUGCGUUUUGAAGCGCUUAGCUAAAUGCUUUUAAAAUGUAUCCUAAUGACUGUCAAGAAUGCUUCUGUCACAUUUUUUUAGAAUGAUCAAUAGUUUCAACUUUUUCUAGAAUUUUAGAUAAUUUCAAAUGAGUUUAGAGACCUUUAUUUAAGAGAUAAUUUAUUUAAAAAUCCAAAGCAUCAACCAUAAGAAAAUGUUUUUAAUAAAUAUCUUUAAAGCUGCAUUUAUCUAUACUGAUACAUAAGUGGGAUUUGUUGAAAUUUGAUUAAAUACAUUUUAUAAGGAAGAAAAAGAACCAUAGUUAAAAAUUCAAAGACCUCAUUAUUACCUUCAGUGGGUCUGUUGAAUUUUGUGGAAAGAUUUGUUAAGCCCAGACUUGCUUAUAGCUCCUCACUGUUUACAGAAUGGUUUAGAUCAAGUGACACAGAGUCCAAAUUACCAUGUCAAUCAAGUUAUAGGAAGUUUGAGAACCUGAGAGGCAAUGAGGAUUGCUUUCAGUGCCCUCUGUUGCAGUACGGUAUUCUUGCAGGCCUAUGUUGUGGAUUUUUAAUAUGUACACACAGCUUAGGGAGCAAAAGGUGGUAAGUUGCAGCUUGAGGUUUAUCAAUUUCCUAAAUGAUGUGAGUAUUCUGCUGGGGUACACUGGAGCUAGGAAGACUACUGAAAAUUUUGUACUUGAAUUUAGUUUUUCAGCUUGUCUUUCUUUGAAGAAUAGUAGAAACGAAUUCUUCGUUUCAGAUUGUCAUCUCUGAUCACAAAGAACAAAUAUCAAUUUCUCUUACAUUGGUGGAAAACACUCAAUGCAAAUAAACUUUUCACAAAAUUA